GUCAGAGACAGACACCAGCCGAGAGAGACGCUCUCACACAGAGCUCGUGUAGGAAGCGAGCAAAACACACUGCAACAUUUUCCUGAGGGUAUGUGAUGACGCGAUCAACUAGUGGAUCCGAAAUUCAUGCUUGGAUGUGUCUAUUCGUCGGCUUUGAGUUCCAGCACUCUGCCUCUCUGCAACCGGACACUUCCACUCCAAGACAAAGUCCGGUGGCACCGGCAUCCGAGCGCGCACAUACACGGGGAUGAUCGCCGCAUUGUCCGGAAAAUGUGUAUCAUUGCACCGCGGCUGAGAUCUGCUUCGCCUGCGCUCAUCGUGGGGUCGAACCUCUCGGUUCGUGUCUGCGCUCUGCGCCCCGUGUCAUUCCCGGUGAACUGAGAUGGCUCUUUGCGCUGUGGUGCGACACGCGCGCAGACCGCGGCGGGGGGCUUGGACAGAUGCCGUUUUGAUAACGACCUAUUGCUUUCUUUGCGUAUUGCCAUUGAAACAACUUUGCGCGUUCCCGUCUUCGCUGAGCGACUGUCAAACACCCACCGGGUGGAACUGCUCCGGGUUUGAAGAGCAAGACACAGAUCUUUUUCUCUGCGACACAAACACGUGCAAGUUCGACGGAGAGUGUUUGCGAAUCGGGGACACGGUGACUUGCAUCUGCGAUUUUAAGUGCAGCGGUGACUACGCGCCCAUGUGCGGUUCAAACGGCGAGAGCUAUGAGAACCACUGUCUGCUGCGGAAAGACGCCUGUAAGCUCCAGACGGAGGUGCUGGUGGUGUCGGAGGGUGCCUGUCCUGUCGAUGCUGGCUCUGGAUCAGGGGACGAUGUUAAUGAGGGUUCUGCAGAGAUCAGUCAGAAGGAGACGUCAACAUGCGACAUUUGUCAGUUCGGUGCAGAGUGUGAUGAGGAUUCGGAGGAUGUGUGGUGUGUGUGCAACAUCGAUUGCUCCCACAUCAGUUUUAAUCCAGUUUGCGCAUCAGACGGCCGUUCCUAUGACAACCCUUGCCAGGUGAAAGAGGUGUCGUGUCAGAAGCAGGAGAGGAUUGAGGUCAAAUACCUCGGACAUUGUAAGGAGGAGAAAGACCAGGUGAGCGAGGUACCGUGGGGCCUAUACAUCCCGUGUCCGGAGCGAUAUAAGAACUACUGCGUCCACGGAGAGUGCGAGUAUCCUAGCAACCUCUCGCCCCCCACCUGCAGUUGUCAUUCAGGCUUCAUCGGGCCACAGUGCGACACAAAGGACUACAAUGUGAUGUACGUGGUUCCCGGUUCUGGAAAGCUCCGUUACGUUCUGAUCGCGUCCAUCAUCGGAGCUCUACAGGUGGCCGUCAUCUGCCUCGUUGUGCUCUGCAUCACACGAAGGUGUCCACGUGGGAAUCGGACGGCACGUCAGAAGCAAAGCGUUCCACACUUCAACUCGGAAAACACCCUGCGGGCCUCCACGAGACUCAUCUGAUGAACCCUCAAACCUGGAGUGACGUGCUAAAGACAGCAGAGGAAGGCCCCAGGGAAUUAUGGGAACUCAGCCCAUUCAGACAGGUGACGCUGGAUGUAUAAGAAGCGAGGCAAAGACGUCUAGUUGUUUCCCUUAGGGAAUAAACCGGGGACGGGCCUCAUGAGCUUUGGUUUCUCCAUCUAGCGAGGGGAUGUCAGGAACACUCCCAUCCCGGGGAUUUAAACAAUCGAGAACAGUGGAGAGUGGACGGACGGAUUUUUAAAUUGUUGGAGGUGUGCCACAUGUUGCCUUGUAUUUGUUGUCUAUGACACCAUAAAAGAAAAGAGCCGUCCAGGCUGUCUUUGGUUAUGUAUUAUAUAUUUCAAAUAGGUUCAUAUUCUUGUGACGGUUUUCUUUGUUUUUAUUCGCUGUACUGUAAAUAAAUAAUUUAUAUC
Messenger RNA from Triplophysa rosa, 1881 nucleotides. RefSeq names its product transmembrane protein with EGF-like and two follistatin-like domains 2b (gene tmeff2b). Gene Ontology annotation, molecular function: protein binding. The record is from RefSeq and is a predicted model, not a curated record. Lineage: Eukaryota; Metazoa; Chordata; Actinopteri; Cypriniformes; Nemacheilidae. The transcript is spliced from 9 exons. The coding region runs from base 383 to 1447 and encodes 354 amino acids.